This is a messenger RNA of Penicillium digitatum Pd1, 255 nucleotides long. The record is from RefSeq and is a predicted model, not a curated record. Lineage: Eukaryota; Fungi; Ascomycota; Eurotiomycetes; Eurotiales; Aspergillaceae.
AUGACCUCACCGUCUGCAGGGCAAAGAAAGGAGGUAUCCGGCGCGGAUCUCGAGCCUGGCCCACUCGGUAGGAUCCAUAGUGCUUCGGGUACUCGGGUUCCCGUGAACGUUUCGGGAAUUGAGGACUGUUAUUACUACUCAAUCUGUCCAGCUCGCGGACAUCCGGGACCCUUCGGAGCUGCGGAUAAGAACGAGCUGCACGUGCCGUCGGAGACGAUCGGGAGCUUCAGGCACAUGCUGUCCACAUGGCACUGA